UCCUGCACUCCAAUCCCUUACCUCAAGCCCCUUUCUGCACCCAGCCUCCAUCCCACACACCGCACCUUCUCCAUCAAUAUCAUGGAAAAGUCCCACCCUUGACCACUUUCCAAAAUCUUGGAGUGGCCCCCUGUCAAAGAUUAUUGCCCACCCCUGUUCUGGACAGAAUCAAAUUACUUAACCAAGAAUUGAUCUUACAAGUCAGAACUCUGUGACCAUAGGUAUUUUUAAAUUGUAUGUAUUCAUUGAUUGUAACAUUGGAACAUUACUAAAUGGCAUCCUCUAGCCUCAGCCUCUUCCUUUCAGUUGUGGGCUCCUGUAUGUAUCUUUCAGAUUGAUCGCAGUAGAUGAGAGCUUGAUGACAUUAUGCAGUUAAUUUAAACAGCUUGGAAACUGGUAACCACUGGAUUUUCUCUUGUAUUCACCCACUGUUCUGUGCAGCUGCCAGGCAUGUGACUUCACUAAGUAAACUUGAUUCCUUAAUAAUUUAACCUUUUUGCAUGUUUGUUAAAUUCUUUGCCAGGUUCCUGACUAGACAAGUUGAGUUAAAGGAAACUUCUUUCUUGUCAUUUUUGAAUAACAUAAACUGAGAGCAUCUUCAUCUUUAACUUUCAAGGAAGAAUUUAGCGUUGUGAAUACUAAACAGAAUCAUAGCAAGCUGUCUGGAGCUGUAAUUCUAGUGGCUUUCCUGCUGUUUUUUCUGAUUCUCUUCUAACCACACAGGAGAUCCUAAGUGUGUAUUCUCUCCACUUGUUAACCUUCUUAAUUAACACUAGAUCUUAACGACAGGAUAGAAUACCCCUGAACUUCUAACAAAUCCAAAUUUUGCUCAUUGAUUGUUGCCGCAUGGGAGUGAUUCCUUCCUGUAUUUCAGACUUGGCUGUGUGUGAACUUAUUCAGAAUGCAGUGUGAUCAGUGUGUCUCACUUAACUCUGACGUUGUCUCUUUUCCCUUCUUUUCUGCCUGCCUGCUGCUUUCAUUCUGUAGUAUUGGUAUUUGCCAUUCAUUUCACCUUCUGCAUCUAUGCAUCUCAUGAGCUCUGAGCUUUUCACUCUGACCUAUGGAGCUUUGGUCACUCAGCUGUGUAAAGAUUAUGAGAAUGAUGAAGAUGUCAACAAACAGCUUGACAAAAUGGGCUACAACAUAGGAGUUCGGUUAAUAGAAGAUUUUCUGGCCCGGUCCAAUGUAGGAAGAUGCCAUGACUUCCGGGAAACUGCAGAUGUUAUUGCGAAGGUAGCAUUUAAAAUGUACCUGGGCAUCACCCCGAGCAUCACCAACUGGAGCCCAGCAGGCGAUGAGUUCUCCCUCAUCUUGGAAAAUAACCCCCUGGUGGACUUUGUGGAGCUGCCUGAUAACCACUCAUCUCUUAUUUACUCCAACCUCUUGUGUGGGGUGCUGCGAGGAGCCCUGGAAAUGGUUCAGAUGGCCGUGGAUGUGAAAUUUGUCCAGGAUACAUUGAAAGGAGAUGGCGUCACAGAAAUACGGAUGAAAUUUGUCAAGCGGAUUGAAGACAAUCUCCCGGCUGGAGAGGAGUGAGUCACAGUGCAAUCUUCCCAAGGGACUGGAGGCACCAGCCCUUAGCUCUUAUCAUGGAUUCAUAGGGAUUUAGUGCCCCCCUUUAAAUUCCAACUCCUAGAGACUCACCGACUGUUUAAGUUGUGUUAUUUCCAUUUUCCAUAUCAGAAAACUGUGUUGUUCCACUGAUCCCACAGGUUCAUUCUAAAGAUUUUCAGAGUGUGGAUAACUUUUUCAUACAACCCACGGAGACUCUUUCUACAUUCAGUUUUUAGUUGGAUACUGGGCUGUGUGCAAAGUUUGCUCCUUAAACGCUAAAAGAUCUCCAGGAGGUUCAAAUAUGGGACUGAGUUUUAUAAUCAAAAUUGGAGACCGAGCGCAAAGAGAACCCACCACAGGAGCUGUUUUCUUCUUGGGACCCAUGCAUUGUUCCCACUGAUGCGUAUGCGGGCUAUGCUACUCUUGCAGGUAGAGGGGGUGAAGCAUGUGUUUGACUGUCUCUAGCAGCAAAGGAUGAAGCAUAUAAAGCAAUAGGAAUGGGAGUGUCCAAUGGAGUAUACAGUAGGUCUCAUUUUUCCAGCUGGUCAGCACCUUACUGAAGACACCUGACUGUUGUUAAAACUCUGCAGUAGGUCCAGUGAGUGGAAAAAGUGAGGGCAGGCCACUUCAAACAAGUCCUUUUUGUCUAAAAUAAUGCUUGGGGGCUCUUCAGUGUAAAUGACCUGCUUCCAUUUGGGGUAAUGGUGCCUUGGGUGAGGGGUUUGGUGGUAAAGCAGACUUCUAGUUUGUCAGAGACUAUAUUUAAGGGCCAGCAGCAUCAGGCUCUUAGUUCAUUUAGCAGAACAGAAUUUCAGUUGCCAUAUUAGAACUCCGAGGCUUUGCCUUUUGCGUUAGUCCUAAGAGCAUAUCCAGUUUUUGCUGAAAAAAUAGCCCUGGUUAACUUGCUAUAAAUAUUUGGCUCUGAAGCAGCAGGGUCAACAUCCACUAUGGGGCAAGGUGUGGGGGAACCCUGGCUCUGUGCCCCCUGAAGGGGCAGGCAUUGGGUAGAAGGGGCGGGGCUGGGGGCAUUCAGCCCUUGGUGCUGCCCGGACUGCAGCCCGACUGUCAGUGCCUAAUGGGCCCAGUGCUUCGGCCACCGCUGUUGCAGCAGUAGCCGGGAUCUCCAAGCUCCUUUGAAUUGCUGGGUUCCGGGGUAACUGCCACCUUUGCCCCACCCUGUCAGCAGACCUGUUCUGAAGUGUCUGUUACUAAAUACUGGUCUCCAAAAUAGACACCGAAAUACUGCACAGAUCUCAUCUUCUUACUCAAAAGCAAAUGACUCGUAACUAAUUCUUAGUUUAAUAGUUCAAUACACAUAAUUCAAACCUCAUUGUCUUUAAGGGCUAGCCAGGGAAGACUGCUUUAGGGCGGUAUCCUAAGAGGAGGGUAGGCACCUUCCUUCAGAGGAGAAUGGCAUAAAGAUGAAGAGCAUAGUCAGCAUGUCAGGAUCUUCAAAUUACCUAUAUCCUUUUUGGAGGCAAAAUUCAGGGUUAUUUCCCCUACAACAGUGCUGCUAAGGGCAGAUGCUAUAGGACGCUGUGAUCUGGGUAUAUUGUGUUACAGCUGUAUUCUGACUGGUAUGUGAUAAAGUUCAUAAGAGGUUCUGAAAAAUUGUGUUGUAAUGCCCUGAAUAUUUUUCUUGGGAAAAAAAAUUACAGUGGUAGAAAUGUAUUCAGUAUUUCAUAGUGUGUACAGCCUGGGUUUUAUUUCCAUGGGUUGACAAUAUUUGGAUAGAUAUCCAGAUAUUAUAUCUGAACAUUACAAGUAUUAAAUGCAUUUCAGCUAAUGUAAUUCCAUUUUCCCCACUACGAUGUAUAAAUACUGCACAAGUGUGAAGCUUUGGUAUUUUCUGGUAGAUAAAUCCAAGAGGCUGGAAAAUUCACCUCUUGUUUUGUCACUGUUCAAUUAAAAAAUUCAGUUGGACAUUACAAAGUGUUUGGAGGAUGAAAAGCAAUUCAGUGCAAAGUUGUAAGAGUAAUUGUAGCAGGUAUUUUCAAAAUUAAUCCCUCUGGGACAUGAGUUGUGACGACCUGAAUGCCAGCAUUAGGAAGAAGUCAUGGACUUGGCUGUGCAGACCGAAAUCUCUUUUUAUCUGUAGUUAGGGGUUGUCUCCAAGUGGAAGAUGAUGUGCGCAUGCUGAAAGAUGUGUGUGAAGUUUAAGCUUCUGUCUCCUCUGCUUUAUCUGGUCUGGGAAUAGAUGUUGCAGUCUGUCACCCUUCACUAAUCUGAAAUGCCCUUUAGUGCACUUCUGCAAAAUCCUCUGCUGGGUACCUCUCUGACCCUGAACAGCUUCCCUAUCUGAGUCACAAUUUACCUUGGAGUUGGUGCAAUUCCAGUUCUGGGACAGUCCUGUCUCUUUCACUUUCUGGAGGGGGAUGGUGGGUAGGUUGUCAACAGAACUACAGUCACCAAGUUCAUUUCACCCAGUCAGUGGGUUGCCGAAGAUUUUGAAACAGAACUGUCUAAAUUGUAAAUACUCUUGUUAUGUAUUGGCCCAUCUGCUAUCUUAUUUAUAUCCCUCUAUGGGACGCCAGUUGCUGUUUUGAACAUCGAUCUGUCUGGAAUGUCAUCUGUUCUGGAAUUCCUGCCUUACCCAAAUGAAUUCUGGCAGCUACACAAGUUGAAUGCAUAAAACAGUGGCUUGCAAUUCUCCCUUAAGGAGGCAGUAAAAGACUAUAUUUAGAAAUUUGUAUUGACAGACCUGAUGGCUGAUGUGUGUUGGGUGUACAAUUACAAUGUGGUGGUGUUUCAAGGAUGUGUAAGGAUCAUUCUUUUUUUUCCUUCUUCUUCUUUAUUGGUCCUUGUAAACCAUUUUAAAGGCUGGAUUUUAAAAGCCAUUACAUUAAAAAAAAUCCCAAUGAUGA
Pelodiscus sinensis (Chinese soft-shelled turtle) is the source of this 4418-nucleotide messenger RNA. The record is from RefSeq and is a predicted model, not a curated record. NCBI's taxonomy places the organism in Eukaryota, Metazoa, Chordata, Testudines, Trionychidae.